CCCCACACUUUUUCUCAGACAGUGCAGAGAAAUAGAAAUAAAAGGCCUCAGUACUUAAGCUCUGUCAGAUGACAGUGGUGAGUAAUGAUGCCUGAGUUGCCACAGCGUCCUUCCUAUAGCCGUCUUCUUGACUGACGUGUGAACAUCUGACCUUGCUUUGCAGAAGGCUGAAGAGAUUGCCGAGGGAGGAGAGUCUGCCCUGGGACCAGAUGGAGAGCCCAUAGAUGAAAGCAGUCAGAUGAGUGACCUGCCCGUCAAAGUGACUCACACAGAAACUGGCAAGGUCCUCUUUGGACCAGAAGCACCCAAAGCAAGUCAGCUGGACGCCUGGUUGGAAAUGAAUCCCGGUUACGAAGUUGCCCCCCGAUCUGACAGCGAAGAGAGCGAUUCUGAUUACGAGGAGGAGGAUGAAGAAGAAGAGUCCAGUCGGCAGGACACGGAAGAGAAAAUACUUCUGGAUCCAAACAGCGAAGAGGUUUCUGAAAAGGACGCCAAGCAGAUCAUUGAGACAGCCAAGCAGGACGUGGACGAUGAGUACAGCAUGCAGUACAGCGCCAGGGGCUCCCAGUCCUACUACACGGUGGCCCACGCCAUCUCUGAGCGGGUAGAGAAGCAGUCGGCCCUCCUCAUUAAUGGGACCCUGAAGCAUUAUCAGCUCCAGGGCCUGGAAUGGAUGGUUUCCCUGUAUAAUAACAAUUUGAACGGGAUCUUAGCGGAUGAAAUGGGGCUAGGGAAGACCAUACAGACCAUUGCACUCAUCACUUAUCUGAUGGAGCACAAAAGACUCAAUGGCCCCUAUCUCAUCAUUGUUCCCCUUUCGACUCUGUCUAACUGGACAUAUGAAUUUGACAAAUGGGCUCCUUCUGUGGUGAAAAUUUCUUACAAGGGCACUCCUGCCAUGCGUCGCUCCCUUGUCCCCCAGCUGCGGAGUGGUAAAUUCAAUGUCCUCCUGACUACUUAUGAGUACAUUAUCAAAGACAAGCACAUUCUUGCCAAGAUUCGGUGGAAAUACAUGAUCGUGGAUGAAGGCCACCGAAUGAAGAAUCACCACUGCAAGCUGACUCAGGUGUUGAACACUCACUAUGUGGCCCCCAGAAGGAUCCUCUUGACUGGGACCCCGCUGCAGAAUAAGCUCCCAGAACUCUGGGCCCUCCUUAACUUCCUCCUCCCCACCAUUUUCAAGAGUUGCAGCACAUUUGAACAGUGGUUUAACGCUCCAUUUGCCAUGACUGGAGAAAGGGUGGACUUAAAUGAAGAAGAAACUAUAUUGAUCAUCAGGCGUCUACAUAAGGUGUUGAGACCAUUUUUACUGAGGAGGCUGAAGAAAGAAGUUGAGUCCCAAUUGCCAGAAAAACUCCACCUUUUCCAGAAUGUCAUGGGGAUGGAGUCAGACAUCAUGUCUCAUCAUCACACCUUUUGCAUCUGGAUUUCUUCACCCAGUGUAACGUGUUUGAGCUCCAUCCAAGUUGUUGCCCGUAUCCGUGGUUGUCUCGUUUUUACUGUUGAGUUAGUAUUCUCAUCUAUGGACGCGCCAUAGCGGGUCUGUCCAUUCAGUGGAGGGGAUGGUUGGGUUGUCUCUGGCUUCUGACAAUUAUGGAUGCAUCUGCUGGACACGUGGUGCAUAGGUUUUCUUUUCACUGGAGUAAAGACCCAGGGGCAGGCUUGCCGGGUCCUAUGGUAAGUGCACACGUAGCUUUACAGGAAACUUCUGGAACCAUUGUGCAUUUGCACCAGCAAUGUCUGAGCCUUGCAUUUCCUCCACGUUCUCGUCCGUCCUCAUCGGGUGCCGUCCGUUUUCUUGACAUUUUUAGCUAUUUCAACAGGUGUGCACUGGUAUUGUGUAAUAAAUUUGCAUUUUUCUAAUGUCCA
Molecule: messenger RNA, 1869 nt
Organism: Leptonychotes weddellii (Weddell seal)
Lineage: Eukaryota; Metazoa; Chordata; Mammalia; Carnivora; Phocidae
Source: RefSeq, a predicted model, not a curated record